Molecule: messenger RNA, 1665 nt
Organism: Micropterus dolomieu (smallmouth bass)
Lineage: Eukaryota; Metazoa; Chordata; Actinopteri; Centrarchiformes; Centrarchidae
Gene: tpk2
Product: thiamin pyrophosphokinase 2
Exons: 8
Coding region: 306-1289 (327 amino acids)
Molecular function (GO): 8-oxo-dGDP phosphatase activity
Source: RefSeq, a predicted model, not a curated record
GAAGUCGGAAUUUCCGAGUGUAAAGGUCAAAAUUUCAAUGGGAACGCCCCCUCAUUGAACCGCACUUCCAGAUCCGAGAUGGCUGUCGGGGUAUCAGCAGUUAGUCAAAGCUGUACUUAUACUGUUUAUUAGUGUAUUAGUGUGACGUCAUUCCCAGCUCCGACCUCCGAGGUAAAUGGAACGCAGCAUACGAAGAAGCAGAAGCCGACAUGCGCAGUGCGGGCGGCUGUGAUGGUGUCAGUGUGAAAAAGUGAACUCACAGUAAAAACCGGUGGGAACACAGUUAAGUCUCUCGGGGAGUUUAAAUGGCGAACUCCGGCUGGUCAGAGAAGGUGCUGCAGCUCCUCCGCAGGAUGAACAACUUUUACCUGCCAGGUUCCUUCCGCGCGCACUGCUUCAGGUUUGAGGUGGACGGAGCUCAGGUGGGUUGGAUUCCUCCUCAUGUGGCCCCGCUGCUGACCCGGUACCCGGACGUAUUCAGCCCGCCGCGCGGUGGCGCUGUGGCGCUUUGUCCAGGUCUGGACACCUACGGGAGGAGGUCUGAGGCUGUGGACGCGGUCCUGCAGACCCUGAGACAAGAGGACUUCCUCACCUGCCUCAGAGGAUGGAGGGAUGAGCAGUACAGCGUGAUGCAGAAGUUCUCUGACCCGCCUGUGAUGUGGAUGGAGAGAGCAGCUACGAGUCUCUUCGGGGUGAAGCGGUACGGAGUCCAUCUCAAUGGUUACACAGUUGGUGAAGCCGGGGAGGUCAGCAUGUGGCUGGCUCGGCGCUCCAACACUAAGCAGACGUACCCGGGACUGCUGGACAACGUGGUGAGUCCAGCGUCUACACACACAGUGAGGACAGGUGUGAGUUACCUUCCACAGGUCAAUGAGGCUGAUGUGUGUCUGCAGGCGGCGGGCGGUCUGGCUGCUGGUGUCGGCAUCAAACACACUCUGAUCAAAGAAUGUCAGGAGGAAGCAUGUAUCCCAGCAGCCAUUGCAGAGAGGGCUCAUCCUGUCACCACAGUAAGCUACACUUACGAGGACGAAGAGGGGGUGUUUGCAGAGAGUCAGUUUGUCUUUGAUUUGGAACUUCCUCUGGACUUCAAGCCCAAAGUUGGGGACGGGGAGGUGCAUGACUUCUACCUGCUGCCCAUAGAGGAGGUGAAAGACCUGAUCGCUACUGAAGACUUCAAACCCAACUGUGCCAUGGUGGUCCUGGACUUCCUCAUCAGACACUCGUUUAUUGAGCCAGACACAGAGCCGCACUAUCAGGACUUUGUGGCCGCACUCCAUCAGACGUUAUAGAGUCGAGGUGACUCCAAUGAGAGACAUUCAGAAACCAGGAGGCUGAGUGCAGACACGACAUCUCUGCAGGUCAUUCACUUCUUCUAAUCUUAUUUUGAAAUUAUUAAAUUUUAUAUUUUGCCAACCCCCAUUUACUGUACGUGAAAUUAUUAAACCUGUUUCAAGGUAACUACUGAUUUAAAUAGUCCAUCUUUCAAACUUUACAUUCGGCAGCACAGUUGUUUCCUUUGGUUUAUUUGUACAGAGCACUUCACCUGUCAGCCCUGUGAUAAAGAGACUGGAUCAGUCGUACGAGGUCCUCCUGGAGGAGCGUCUGUUUUUGACUGUCAAUUGAUUCUGGCUGCACCGUUCAAUAAAGUGAGAAUAUUUCACCUGA